This is a messenger RNA of Verruconis gallopava, 2372 nucleotides long. RefSeq lists its product as uncharacterized. Bases 113 to 2050 code for a protein of 645 amino acids. Gene Ontology annotation, molecular function: catalytic activity. Lineage: Eukaryota; Fungi; Ascomycota; Dothideomycetes; Venturiales; Sympoventuriaceae. The transcript is spliced from 2 exons. The record is from RefSeq and is a predicted model, not a curated record.
CGAAGACUCGACGCUGAGCACAGCAAACAAAAUCUGUUGUGUGAAUUAUCAAUUCGAGACUCUUCCAGCAGAAACCCCAUCUCUGUUUGAAUCAGACGUGUGACAAGCGACAAUGGCAGAAACAACUGCAGAGGGAAGUGGUUCGACGAUCACGUUGAGUGGUCCGACAACACAAGCAAGCCCAGCACCUGAAGAGCCCCAGUUCUUUAACUAUCCCGAACCACAAUACGUAGAAGUUCCGUACAAGACACCACCUGCAAACAAAAACCCCAUCUUCCGCGGUCUGCCGCUGGUUAUUGGAUCGAAAAUCGUAGCCAAUGUGCCUUUCAUCGCGAAAUUCCUACGGGCGAACGCGGGCUUCAAUACGCUCGGCGGACUGAAAGAGUUGGACGACGUAGAAGCCAGAUACGAACCUGUCGUGAUACCGGUCAAGAAGGCCGAGGACUUUGUCGCGCAGAAUUACACAGCGGAAGAUGCGUUGAGAACGCCGCCUGAAGGUCUACCCACCGAGAAAGCUCCUGAAGGGCGUUUCUGGAGCGUCAAGGACUACCACGAAGCGUACAAAAACGGCAAGAUAACGCCGACGGACGUGAUCAAUACGCUGCUCCCACUUAUACGGAGAGAUGUGAAGGACAAGACGGCUCAUUCUACAGCGUUCCUGGAGGUGCAGGUUAAGCUCGUGCUCGCCGCGGCAUUAGCCUCAACGGAGCGGUGGAAAGCGGGUAGGCCCCUAGGUGUGCUCGAUGGCAUACCCAUCGCCGUAAAGGAUGAGGUGGACGUAGAAGGCUACACUCGUACAUACGCCACUUCAAAGGUAUACAAAGAGCCAGACAUGGCGCAAUCGUCAUGGUGCGUCAGGCAAUGGCAGGAUGCUGGAGCAAUCAUUAUUGGAAAGACAAACAUGCAUGAAAUUGGCAUGGACACAACGAACAACAACCCAGUUACGGGUACGCCAUUGAAUCCAUAUAGCACGCAUUACUAUACUGGAGGUUCCUCUGGCGGAAGCGGAUACGUCGUCGGCGCUGGACUGGUGCCCUUUGCUCUUGGUUGUGAUGGCGGUGGCUCAAUUAGAAUCCCUUCUUCGUUUUGCGGUAUCUACGGUCUAAAAACGAGUCACGCACGAGUGUCGGAGCGACCGACGCCGAACUUAGCCAACACAAAUACAGUCGUCGGCCCUAUGGCUGCAGACAUGAGCUCACUCGAAGUGGCCUAUCGUGUAAUGGCCGCGCCGGACCCUAAGAACAGGCAUUCGGCUCUAUAUCCACCGCCGCGGAAGCUCAGCGCCCCCUCGCCCAAGUUGCUCGGCGUAUACAAGAACUGGUUCGAACGCGCGGAUGACAACGUCAAAGCUUUGUGCCAGCAGGCAAUCGACUACUUCGUCGAUAAGCUGGGAUACGAGCGCCUGGAUAUUCACAUCCCGCUCAUUCAUCAUGGGCAGACAGCGCACGCAAUGAGCAUCAUGUCUGAGGCAGUUAAUGCGACGCCUGACACCUCGUUCUUAACACCGGCAAACCGAGUGCUUCUCGCCCUUGCGGCACAGCAUCCAGCUUCAGACUAUAUCCAAGCGAACAGGUUGCGCAAUCUGCUUAUGUCGCACCUUGCCGCGUUGUUCAAACAACAUCCUGGUCUACUGAUCGUCACGCCAUCGGUGCCGACAGCAGGUUGGGAGAUUAAGGCCGGUGCCGCGGACCUAAAGCACGGCGUCAGCGAUGGAGACAUGAGUAUACGCUCAAUGGAGUAUGUCUGGCUGGCGAACUUCAGCGGCUGUCCUUGCCUGCAGGUGCCUGUCGGAUACGCUCAGCCAAAGAAAGGGUAUGGCACCGAUGUUGUUCCUGUAGGAAUGAUGGCUAUGAGCGAAUGGGGCAGCGAAGAUAGGCUGAUCGAAUGGGGCUUUGAGGCAGAAAGUUAUUUGCACAGCAAGAAGGAAGGAGGAAGACGCAGGCCACCUGUAUGGGUGGAUGUACUGGGUAGGGCUGAGUCAAUCAGAGGAUCUGGAACUGGACAUCUGGACAGUUCGAAUCCUGCGGAAAAUGGCAAGACGGACGCAUAAGGAACCGGAGAUUUCUGUAUUACCGUUUGGAUGAUGCGAAGUGUGCUGCGUCGCAGUGGCAGGCGCGGGUUGCUCCGGCCACUGUGUUUUCGCAGACGAAUUUUAGGAGUACGGAGAACGCGCGUAGGAUACACGCCAUGCAGACAGGUAUCGUACCCCGUUCUUUGCUCGUCCUUCAGAUCUAUACCGUUUGCGUGUAUCUGAGGAUCCUCAAACAGUAGCCUGUACCCGUGAUCCUGGAGGCCAUGUAAUUCUCGGUCUGUUAUUCAUGUGACAAGUCCGCGCUUAGGGCACGAGACAAUGCUCACUGUGCUUUCUUCCC